AUGGUGGAUGCAAUAGUCUCAACUGCACUGCAGAAGCUCCCCUCCAUCCUUCAAAAUGAGCUGUCUUUGCUAACAGGCCUCCAAGGCGAGCUCGAAAAGCUUUCCGCCACAUUCGCCACAAUCCAAGCCAUGCUUGAAGAUGCUGAGAGCCGGCGGGUGAAUGAAAGAUCAGUGACAAUCUGGUUAGAGAAACUCAAAGACUUGGCCUGCUACAUCGACGACAUCUUAGACGAGUGGGGGACGGAAGCUUUCAUACCAAAAGACAGUGAAGACGAUGACAGCGGAUCUCUUUUCGGCAAGAAAAAGGUAAGCAAUUUCCUCUUCUUGCCUUUUUCUUGCUUCAGUCACAGCGUAUUACGCCACAGAAUUGGGAAUAGGAUAAAGGAUGUGAGGGAGAGACUAGAUGAGAUUGCUAAAGAAGCGAGUCAGCUGCAUCUUCGAGUAGAUAGUGGAGAGAGGGAGAGAGCAGAUAUCAAGGUGCGGCAGCAUGAAACAAGAGAGCGAGAAACAAGUUCCCAAGUUGAUGAUUCGGCGAUAAUAGGCAGAGAACAUGAGAAAAAUGAAAUAAUAGAAUUGCUGCUGAGAGAGAGUAGUCAAGAGGGAAACGGAGUGACUGUCAUUUCUAUCAUUGGCAUGGGCGGUUUGGGCAAGAUGACUCUUGCUCAGCUUGCUUACAAUGAUGAGAAGGAGCAUUUCGACAUGAGAAUGUGGGUGUGCAUUUCGGAGGAUUUCGAUGUGAAACGGAUCACAGAAUCAGUUCUCAAGUCUGCAAUUGGGACUGGUUGUGAAUCAUUAGACUUGGACCAGUUGCAAUGCCACCUUCGUGAACUGUUGCAAGGAAAGCGGUUCUUGCUUGUGCUCGACGACAUUUGGAAUGAGGAUAGUGAGAAGUGGGACAAACUGAGACUUCCCUUUCAAAAUGGAGGACGAGGGAGUCGAGUCAUCAUCACCACUCGUAGUGAAAAUGUUUCAUCGGCGAUAGGCAACACCCAAAUGCACAAAUUGCAGGUUUUAUCAAAUGAUGAUUGUUGGUUAUUGUUCAGCCAAAGAGCUCUUACAGAUCGGAGUAUCAAUGAGUGUUUGGAAUUGGAAAAGAUUGGAAGGAAAAUUGUAAAGAAAUGUGGAGGUGUGCCUCUUGCAGCAAAGACAAUAGGCAGCACCAUGCGCUCUAAAAGGACUCGGAGGGAGUAGGAGCUUGUCAUGGAGAGCGAAACAUGGAAUUCGCAUGAUGUCUUGCAGGCGAUUUUACCGGCUCUCUUGCUAAGCUACUAUAGCUUACCUUCCGCUCUAAAGCAGUGCUUCGCAUAUUGUUCUAUUUUCCCGAAAGGAUGGUGGAUAGAGAGCAUUGCUAGUCAAGUUAAGGGUAGCGCAAGGUUACAUCCACUCUGAUGGAAGUGGAGAUUUGGAGGAAAUUGGUGAAUUGUAUUUGGAAGAUUUGCUUAGGCGCUCGUUGCUUCAAGAUGCCGGGAACAUAUUCUGCAUUAUGCACAAUUUAAUUCAUGAUCUUGCACGGUUGGUUGCGAGAAGCGAUUGUGCAGUUAUGGACUUUGGAAAGCUAGACUCAAACCUACGCAAGGCCCGCCAUUGUUCUCUGGUUUGUAGAAGCAAUAUAACAUCUAUCCCAGCUACUUCACCUUUGUAUAAAGCCGAUAAGUUACGCACAUUCAUUCUCCUCAGAAGUUCAAUUCUCUCUACCUAUCAUUUGCCCACCGUCCCUAAUGAUCUUUUCCAUCAUUUGAGAUGUCUCAGGGCAUUGGAUUUAAAUCAUAGCAAUAUUGUAAAACUCCCACAGACAGUAGGAAAGCUGAUACACUUAAGGUAUCUUGAUCUAGCUGACACAAACAUGGAAGAACUGCCCCAAACCGUCGGGAAUUUGAAACACUUGAGAUUUCUUGAUAUAUCCCAUACUAAGAUACAAACAUUGCCCGAAACAGUGGGAUAUCUCCAUAA
Magnolia sinica is the source of this 1950-nucleotide messenger RNA. Its product is annotated as putative disease resistance protein RGA3. NCBI's taxonomy places the organism in Eukaryota, Viridiplantae, Streptophyta, Magnoliopsida, Magnoliales, Magnoliaceae. The coding region runs from base 1 to 1191 and encodes 396 amino acids. Gene Ontology annotation, biological process: defense response to other organism. The transcript has a single exon. Gene Ontology annotation, molecular function: ADP binding. The record is from RefSeq and is a predicted model, not a curated record.